This is a messenger RNA of Centropristis striata (black sea bass), 3597 nucleotides long. RefSeq names its product PR domain containing 12b (gene prdm12b). Gene Ontology annotation, molecular function: histone methyltransferase binding. NCBI's taxonomy places the organism in Eukaryota, Metazoa, Chordata, Actinopteri, Perciformes, Serranidae. Bases 1 to 1182 code for a protein of 393 amino acids. Gene Ontology annotation, cellular component: nucleus. The record is from RefSeq and is a predicted model, not a curated record. Gene Ontology annotation, biological process: neurogenesis. The transcript is spliced from 6 exons.
AUGGGCUCCGUGCUGCCCGGGUCCUCUCUGGGCCUGAAGGCGGGCUUCAAGCCGCAGCAGCCGCUCUCUCUGGCGGACAUCAUCACGUCGGACAUCCUGCACAGCUUCCUGUACGGCCGCUGGAGGCACGUGCUGGGCGAGCAGCACCACCUGCAGCAGCAUCACCUGCAGCACGAGGACCGCACGGCGCCCAGCGCGAGCCCCAAGACCGCGUUCACCGCUGAAGUGCUCGCGCAGUCCUUCUCCGGAGAGGUGCAGAAGCUGUCCAGUCUGGUUUUACCCAGCGAGGUGAUCAUCGCUCAGAGCUCAGUCCCAGGAGAAGGUCUGGGUAUUUUCUCUAAGACGUGGAUCAAAGCGGGGACAGAGAUGGGUCCGUUCACUGGACGCCUCAUCUCCCCUGAACACAUCGACCUGUACAAGAACAACAACUUGAUGUGGGAGGUGUUUAACGAGGAUGGGACCGUCAGGUACUUCAUCGAUGCGAGUCAGGAGGACCAGAGGAGCUGGAUGACCUACAUCAAGUGUGCCAGGAACGAGCAGGAGCAGAACCUGGAGGUGGUCCAGAUCGGCAGCAGCAUCUUCUACAAGGCUGUGGAGACAAUCCCUCCGGACCAGGAGCUGCUCGUCUGGUACGGAAACUCUCACAACACCUUCCUGGGAAUCCCUGGAAUUCCUGGAGGAGAUGAAGAACACAGUAAGAAGACCAAGACAGAUGAUUUCCACACUUGUGAAGGCUCCUCGUCCUCUUCCUCCUCCUCGUCCUCCUCCUCCUCUUCCUCCUCCACCUCGCUGGGCCGUAUGCGCUGCGUCAUCUGCCACCGCGGCUUCAACUCUCGCAGCAACCUGCGCUCCCACAUGCGGAUCCACACGCUGGACAAGCCGUUUGUCUGCCGCUUCUGCAACCGCCGCUUCAGCCAGUCGUCCACGCUGAGGAACCAUGUGCGGCUGCACACCGGUGAGCGGCCGUACAAGUGCCACGUCUGCCAGUCGGCGUACUCGCAGCUGGCCGGCCUGCGGGCGCACCAGAAGAGCGCCCGGCACCGGCCAAGCGGUGAUGCCGGCGCCGCGAGUGGCACCGUGGUGGUCCACGCCGCCCACUCCCCCCCUCCUCACCCCCCACAGCUCACCGCCAUGACUCACCCCGCAUCACUGGUCCACCACAUCCCCACCAUGGUGCUGUGAGACAGGCAGACAGAGAGACAGACAGACAGACAGACAGGCAGACAGACAGACAGGCAGACAGAGGGACAGAGAGACAGGCAAAGAGACAGACUGACAGACAGAGAGACAGACAGACAGACAGAGAGACAGACAGUCAGUCAGUCAGACAGACAGAAAGACAGACAGACAGAGAGACAGACAGUCAGUCAGACAGACAGACAGACAGACAGACAGGUUCAGUUUCCCGUCACUGACUCGCAUUGACCCAGUUGGACUCUGGUUAAUAAUUUAAGAAGAAAAUCGAUCAGAAGGAUCAAAAAUAAAUAUUUGUACAUAUGCAUGCACACACACGUUUAUUAAACACACACACGUUUUAGUGUCUGAGACACAGUUGCAUGAUGGGCCGUGGCGGCAGCCUGUGACUCCGGUAUAAUCUGUGAUGUCGUGCUGUGGUUUGCAUGCUAACGGUUGUCUGUUAAUGGUGGUGAUUGUUGGACACUAGGGGGCACUGUUGGUCAGUUCAGCUGAUGCUAACAGGUUAGCAUGCAGGAUGCUAACGCUCAAACGAAGCUGUCAGGGUUUAAAAACACUUCAGCUUCGAUUCAGUCAAACCUGAGUCACAGAGCAGAGGAGCUGAAGUAUUUAGUUUUUAGUUUAUUGAUCCAGAAUAUAAGGCUGUUGGUUCACAGCGUUUAUAUAUCACAACAUAUUUAAUGCAAACAGACAGAACGGGUUGAGAGCAAAACUAUCAAAGUUUAAUCGCAAGUAAAGUUUUAACAGCAAACAAAAGUUUUUGACCAUGCAAUUAAACAUUUUCUGAUCUGCUCUUAUUCUGUUUGGCGCCAAAUUAAAAACUAAUGUAACCUGAUAGUUUAACAUGUUGACGUUUAACGUUUAAAACAACAUGCUAAUGACUCAAGAAAUGGUGUUUCAUUAAUACGCUAUUUGGGUGUAACGCUAAUUAUUAUGUGACAUAACUGAGCUAUUGGCGAUCGAAUCUAAAGUUCACAGAUAUAUAAUCUUCACUGUGACACCUGCACGGCUAAAUGUUAUCAUUAGCAUUAGCUUACAUAAUGUUGAGUAAAGCUAACAGAAACAUCUCAAUAUUAGCAUGAUGAUUCAUAGUAGUAGUAGUAGUACUAAUACAUAAAAAACAAGCAAAACUACUGAAGACAUUGGUGUGUUAUUCAUACAAUGUUAGCUGAUAACACUAAUUUGUCCAUUAGUUACAAUUCUCAUUAGCUAGCUAGCUAGCUAUCUUGGAGAGCUAUGAUGACAAACUGCUCGUAGCCGCGAUGUCGCUAAGCACAGAACUUCACUGUGACACCUGCACGACUAAACGUUAGCAUUAGCAUUAGCUUACACCCUGUUGAGUACAGCUAACAGAAACAUCUCAAUAUUAGCAUGAUGAGUCACCAUUAGCACUUUAGCAUUAAUUUUUAUGCUAAUACGUAAAAAACGAAAUACGAAAAAUCACUGAAGACAUUGGUGUGUUAUUCAUACGCUGUUAGCUGAUACCGCUAAUGUGUCCAUUAGUGCUCAUUAGCUAGCUAGCUAGCUUGGAGAGCCACCAUGACUGACGAACUGCUCGUAGCCGCGAUGUCACCAAGCUAACUGACUUCUGAAGUUCACAGAUAUAAACUUCACUGUGACACUUGCACGGCUAAACGUUAGCAUUAGCAUUAGCUUGUUGAGUAGAGUUAACAGAAACAUGUCAAUGUUAGCAUGAUGAGUCAUAGUAGCCACCAUUAGCACUUUAGCAAACACUUUUAUUUAAAAAACUGAAUAGCAGUAUGAUAGUUAGCUUUGUGCUAACACUGAGCACAAACUCUUAGCGCUCAUGUUUAACGUUAGCUUGAGUGGUGUUCGCAAAGAUAGAAAUAGCAAACUCAUGCUAAUACGCUAAUACGUACGCAUGAUGCUACGAAGCACCAAAGACUCAAAAGAAGUUUUUUAUCUUUUGUGAACUUGACUGAGCGUUAGCCGCAUGCUAACAUGUUAGCAGAAGUGAACAAGUUCUGACUGACCAACAUUAAAGUGAAACUCAGCAGAUUCCUUUAAAGAAGCUCCCAAAGUAUUUUAUUAUUAUUAUUACCAUUAUUAUUAUUAUUGGUGGUCUGUUGGUGUUAAAGCUCUGGCUCGAGGCCCAAAUUGGGUCGGUUGGCCACUUCAGCUGAUAGAAAACAUUAGAAAAGUUUCUAAUCUUCUGUAAAUGUUUCUACAUGAUUUUGAAGCUUCUUUCUCUGCAUGUGAUGUAAAUAAAGUGAAAGAAAGGAAUGUGAAUGUGAAUAUAAACAUGAGAUGUGCUUUAAACUCAGAAUAUAACUCAACGUCACUUUAUCUCUGAAUAUGAACCAUUAUUAUUAUUAGUAUAUGAAGUAUAAAGGAUCCUGUAUUUGAGCUGAUAUACUCCCAAUAAAGUAUUACUACACUUUA